Dichomitus squalens LYAD-421 SS1 is the source of this 1679-nucleotide messenger RNA. RefSeq lists its product as uncharacterized. Bases 1 to 1092 code for a protein of 363 amino acids. The transcript has 2 exons. The record is from RefSeq and is a predicted model, not a curated record. NCBI's taxonomy places the organism in Eukaryota, Fungi, Basidiomycota, Agaricomycetes, Polyporales, Polyporaceae.
AUGAGCCUCUUCGCAUUCGGGGACAAAGUGCCGCACGGCGACUUCAGCAGAGACGGCAUAACGCUCCACCCUAAGCCUCAUCCCGUCAGUCGAUCACAAUACCUUCUAGCGUUUUCACCCCAUCAAUUCAACAUCGCAGCCUCGUAUAUGCCCGAUAUAGGCGCUCCCCCCAAAGCAACCAAGCCUAUCACAAAUGGUCAAACUGUGGUGACUGGCCCCUUCGGCGCCGUCGAGCUCCCACGAAUCUCAGUGACCAAUAACGACGUCAAAUUGCGCCUCCCCGUGUUCGACGUUGAGGGCGUGACUGUUGCCGUGCUUCAGUGUAGAGAUGCUGACGGUGAUCUACUAGGCUUCCUCCUGCUACGCGAUGAGUUUGGAAGAGACCCCGUCCGGCCGCGCUAUUUCACUGGUGUCGGUUACAAGCGCUCCAAUGCUGGACCGCAGUACAGAGCUCGUCUAGUCAGCCUAGGUCAAGACCCGAACGACCUUCACUUUGACGGCAAACGGGUCACAGCGGAAUGGCGUACAAUCUUCAUGGUUUCCAGUCCUCCGGACCGGUUGUCCCCAGGCGCAACAACGGCGCUGCUCACUAUCAACUGCACUCCGGCGUCACCAUUCCGCUUCCCUCACUGGCUGGUGUCGAGAUUCGUAGCACUGCGGUUCCGGGUGUGGGAAAGUCGCAAUGCUGACGGGCUCAUCCGGAUGUCCAUAAUGCGUCCCGCAGGACCCGAUCGUAUCUGGCUCGACCUCGGGAUCUGCAAAGCAGACGCAGGUGCUCCUCUCUGCCGCUGGUCGAAGGUCACGAUACUCUACGAAGGCAGCUACAUGCCGCAUGAAGAUGUCUCCCGUGCGCAUGACUGCACCAAACACCAUAUCGACUGCUGGACGGCACAGUCGAAGGACUUUGGGGACGCAGAUCGAACGGUGCGGGUGUCCUUCACGCCGUGCAAGCGGUCUCCGGAGACGACGCGGGUCGUUCAUAUCGAGCUCUUCGGCCGCGUCUACGCCCAGAUGCUCCUGGAGGCGACCAUCACCUUUCCAUCCCUCGACGAUCGGCACAAGGGCGUGCAGCCUCGUUCAGACCUAACCUAACCUCGGAGCGACGCUGGGCGCAAGGCUCGGCUCUUAUAUACACGACUGCCGUCACCGCCGCGAAUCGACGAGUACGCUUGGUACUCGGGGCUCGACUACUCAGUAGGUCGGUCAAGCUUCAAGUUGGCAGCUCCCGCACCAGGUCUAUCCGCGAUCCGAUCUUUGUCGUCGACGAAAACCUCACGACUUUAGCGGCAGACUGGAAACACCUGAAAAGCCUAUUCGGGAUCGCGCUUUCCUCUGCCAUAGCCACUUUUGGCCGCUUUCGCUUCAUGAAUUUGCCGUUCUCUGGCGUACAGACUUGUACAUCCCUACGAGAGCGACUUGCAAGACGGGUGGCCGAGCGCCGUACUGUAUGUCAAAGCUGCGCGACCACGCUCUCGGCAUGGUGACCGGCGCUCGAAUCCCCCUGUACUCGCGACCGAACUCGUUACGCUCCACGCUCCAGCCAAGCCUACCCGACCUAGGUGCAAGCCCCAGGCAGCGCCACGUCCGCACGCGAAACCCAUGGGACCCACCAGCGUCGGUCUUCAAAUGUAUGACGUCCCUGACGUCAUCCCCCCUCCGCACCGCUGCCCCCUCCUUUC